Galeopterus variegatus (Sunda flying lemur) is the source of this 3447-nucleotide messenger RNA. RefSeq names its product zinc finger protein 841 (gene ZNF841). Gene Ontology annotation, molecular function: DNA-binding transcription repressor activity, RNA polymerase II-specific. The record is from RefSeq and is a predicted model, not a curated record. NCBI's taxonomy places the organism in Eukaryota, Metazoa, Chordata, Mammalia, Dermoptera, Cynocephalidae. Gene Ontology annotation, biological process: negative regulation of transcription by RNA polymerase II.
UCCCUUCAUACCCGGAAGCAGGUCACCCGCAGCGAAGGUCGCACCGUAGCGCGAUUGACUUCUAAAGACUCAUGUUACCUGUGGAAGAAACCCAGAAGAGGAGGAGGAGAAAAGAAAAGGAGUCAAGAAUGACUCCUACUCAGAGUCCUUUGACAUUCAGGGAUGUGGCCAUUGAAUUCUCUCAGGAGGAGUGGAAAUGCCUGGACUCUGCUCAGAGGGCUUUAUAUAAGAACGUGAUGUUGGAGAACUACAGGAACCUAGUCUCCCUGGGAAUCUUUCUUCCUGACCUGAGUGUUAUCUCCAUGUUGGAGCAAGGGAAAGAGCCCUGGAGUAUGGAGAGCAAAGUGGAAAUAGCAAGAAAACCUAAAGGGUGGGAAUGGAUCAAAGCUGUGAACACAGAUAUCAUUUCUAAAUGUGUGAUCAGAGAAUUACUACCAACAGAAAAGAGUAGUACAGAAGAAAUAUUUCAAGCAAUGAUGUUGGAAAGAUAUGAAAGUCAUGAUAGAGAACAUUUUUCCUUCAGUGAAGUUAAGAAAAAUAUAAGUGACUUUGAGUUUCAGUGGAGAGAUGAUAAAAGGAAUUAUAAGGGAGUCCCUAUGACCUAUCAAAAAAAUCUCACUGUUAGAAGAUAUCAACAUGGUGGAGUGGAUGCAGGAAACAAGCCUCUUGAAAAUAAACUUGGAUUAAGCUUUCAGUCACAUCUGGCUGAACUGCAGAAAUUUCAGACUGAAGGGAAAAUUUAUGAAUGUAAUCUAAUUGAGAAGACAGUCAACAGUGGUUCCUCAGUUUCACCACUCAAAAGAAUUCUUCCUAGUGUUCGCACCAUUUCUAAUAAAUAUGGGAAUGAUUUUUUGCAUUCUUUAUUACUCACACAAGUCCAUAAACGACACAUUAGUGAAAAACCUUACAAAUGUAAUGAAUGUGGCAAAGCCUUUAAUUUGUCUUCAAGCCUUACUAACCAUAAGGUAAUACAUACUGUGGAGAAACCUUACAAAUGUAAUGAGUGUGGCAAAUGCUUUAAUCGGGCUUCACUCCUCAGUGUACAUCAGAUAAUCCAUACAGGAGAGAAACCAUAUCAAUGUGAUGUAUGUGGUAAGGUCUUCAGUCAAAAUUCACAUCUUGCAACUCACCGGAGAAUUCAUACUGGAGAGAAACCAUACAAAUGUAAUGAGUGUGGCAAGGCCUUUAUUCAAAGUUCCAAUCUUGCAAUUCAUCAGAAAACUCAUACUGGAGAAAAACCUUACAAAUGUAAUGAGUGUGGCAAAGCCUUUAAGCGGGGUUCAUUUCUCACUGCACAUCAGAUAACCCAUACUGGAGAGAAACCAUAUCAAUGUGAUGUAUGUGGCAAGGUCUUCAGUCAAAAUUCACAUCUUGCAACUCACCGGAGAACUCAUACUGGAGAGAAACCAUAUAAAUGUAAUGAGUGUGGCAAGGUCUUUAGUCAAAAUUCACACCUUGCAAAUCAUCAUAAAACUCAUACUGGAGAGAAACCUUACAGAUGUAAUGAGUGUGGCAAAGCCUUUAAUCUUAGCUCAUUACUCAGUAGACAUCAGAUAGUCCAUACUAGAGAGAAACCAUAUAAAUGUGAUGUAUGUAGUAAGGUCUUUAGUUCAAAUUCAAGUCUUGCUGUUCAUCAGAGAAUUCAUACUGGAGAGAAACCUUACAAAUGUAAUGAAUGUGGCAAAGCCUUUAUUCAAAGUUCCCACCUUGCAAAUCAUCGGAGCAUUCAUACAGGAGAAAAACCUCACAAAUGUAAUGUUUGUGGCAAAACUUUUAAUUGGUUCUCACUCCUCACUAUACAUCAGAUAAUACAUACUGGAGAAAAACCAUAUAAGUGUGAUAUUUGUGACAAGGUCUUCAAUUACAGUGCAAACCUUUCAAUUCACCGGAGAAUUCAUACUGGAGAGAAACCCUUCAAAUGUAAUGAAUGUGGUAGGGUCUUCAGUUACUACUCAUGCCUUGCACGUCAUCGGAGAAUUCAUACUGGAGAGAAACCUUACAAAUGUAAUGAGUGUGGCAAAGCCUUUAGUGAGCGUUCAAGCAUUACUAAGCAUCAGAUAAUCCAUACUGGAGAGAAAGCUUACAAAUGUAAUGAUUGUGGUAAAACUUUUCUUCAUAGGGCAAGCCUGGUGUACCACCACAGAAGUCAUACUGGAGAGAAGCCAUACAAAUGUAAUGAAUGUGGCAAAGUCUUCAAUUCCAGUUCAAUCCUUGCAAGUCAUCGUAGAAUUCAUACUGGAGAGAAACCUUACAAAUGCAAUGAAUGUGGCAAGGUCUUUAGUCACCGCUCACCUCUAGCACGUCAUCGGAGUAUUCAUACUGGAGAGAAACCUUACAAAUGUAAUGAGUGUGGUAAAGCCUUUAGAGUGCGUUCAAUCCUGACUAAUCAUAAGUUAACCCAUACUGGAGAAAAACCUUAUAAAUGUAAUGAAUGUGGUAAAACUUUUAUCCAGAAGUCAAGGCUGGUAUGCCAUCAGAGAAGUCAUACUGGAGAGAAGCCAUUCAGAUGUAUUGAAUGUGGCAAGGCCUUUGGGCUGUGGUCCUCCCUCAAAAGACACCAAAGAAUUCAUUCUGGAGAGAAACUUUACAAAUGUAAUAUGUGGCAAAUCCUUUUUUCACCAUUCAGACCUCACUAAACAUCAGAAAAAACAUACUGGAAAGAAUGAUGCACAUAUACUAAAUGUGGCAAGACCUUUAGACAUUCUCCUUAACUCUGGCUUCACCAAAUAAUUGAUACUUGCAUAUGCAGUGAAUAUAGCAAAGUUUUAAACUAGUGCUUACUACUAACUAGACAUAAGAAUAUACAUCCUGGACAGAAACCACAGGCAUAUAAUGUAUGUGGCAAGAAUUUUACCUAAAGGUCAAAACUUGUGGAUCUACAGGGAAUUCAACGUGGAGAGAGACUUUACAAAUGAAUGAAUUUGGCAAAUCCUUUACCAGAGUUAAAUCAUUGCUCCACAAAAGAGAGUUAACUACUGAGGAGAACUGAAAUGUACGUGGCAGUGGCUUUACCCAGGCAUCACAACUCAUUAGACUUCAGAAUAUACAUCUUUGAGAGAAACCACACAAAUGUAUUGUGCAUGCUAUGCUUUAACCACCAGAGAUCAAAAGUGAAACAUUAGAGCAUUCAUAUUGGAGAGGAACCUUACAAAAGUAAUUUGGUAAGGCUUUUUAUCAAACGUUCAUGCCUUUAGGGUCAUGAGAGAAUUUAUACAGCAGAGAAAACAUACGUAAGUGCUGAACGAGGAAUGGCCUUUAAGCAACAUUGUGUCCUCAGGCAUCACCAAAGUAUUCAUACUGGAGAGGAUCCUCACAAAUGUAAUGAAUGUGGGGAAACUUUUUAAUCCUCACAGUGCACUACAUAUCAGAAAUCAUAUAAGGGAUACUAAGUCUACUUCAACAUUGACCUGAAAUACUACAUACUGCAGAAUUACUACAAGUUAAAGU